AUGGCCUCGCAAGCCGCGCCCAAGACCUGCAAGGUCAUCACGGCGGAAACCAUGGCCAAGCGUCUCCUGGCCGAGGUCAAGGAGACGCUGGCCAAGGUCCAGGGCCCCGACGGUUCGCAGCCCACGCUCGCCGCCUUCCUGGCCAACGAAGACCCGGCCGCCGUCAAGUACGCGGAAUGGUCCAAAAAGACAUGCGAGGACAACGGCUUCACGUUCGACCUGCGCAGUGUCGACAAGGAAAUGCUCGAAGAGGAAAUCAUGAAGGCCAACGACGAUGACGAGGUGGACGGUAUCAUCGUGUACUACCCCAUCUUCCCGCAGAACCCCAGCCACGACAAGUACGUCCAGGAGACGGUCGACCUCUCCAAGGACGUCGAGGGCAUGAGCCACAAACACCUGCACAACAUGUACCACAACGUCCGGUUCCUGGAUCCCCCCGAGAACAAGAAAAAGUCGAUCCUCCCUUGCACCCCCCUGGCGGUGGUCAAGAUACUAGAGCACCUGCAAAUCUACAACGCCAUCCUGGCCCCGGGCAACCGCCUGUUCGGCAAGACCAUGACCGUCAUCAACCGCUCCGAGGUCAACGGACGCCCGCUCGCCGCUCUCUUGGCCAACGACGGCGCCACCGUCUACUCGGUGGACAUUACCGGCGUCCAGCUCUUCACCAGAGGCCAGGGCAUCAAGCACCCCCGCCACCAGGUCCAAGACAGGGAGGGCUGGGGCCUCAAGGACUGCCUGCCCCUGAGCGACGUGGUCAUUGGCGGCGUGCCCGUCGAAUCUUUCAAGGUCCCCACCGAGCUCAUCCGGGAGGGCGCAGUGUGCAUCAACUUUUCCUCCUACAAGAACUUUGACGGCCCUGCUGUCAAGGAAAAGGCUUCCAUCUACGUCCCGUCGGUGGGCAAGGUCACCAUUGCCGUUUUGCUGCGCAAUCUAGUGCGCUUGAUUGCCAACCACCCCUCCAAGGGGGACGUGGACAAGGGCAUUGUCCAGGCCAAGAGCGAGGCGUUUGCUGAUGGUUGA
Hirsutella rhossiliensis is the source of this 1020-nucleotide messenger RNA. RefSeq names its product tetrahydrofolate dehydrogenase/cyclohydrolase, catalytic domain-containing protein. The transcript has 3 exons. The record is from RefSeq and is a predicted model, not a curated record. Gene Ontology annotation, cellular component: cytosol. Gene Ontology annotation, biological process: purine nucleobase biosynthetic process. Lineage: Eukaryota; Fungi; Ascomycota; Sordariomycetes; Hypocreales; Ophiocordycipitaceae. Gene Ontology annotation, molecular function: methylenetetrahydrofolate dehydrogenase (NAD+) activity; methylenetetrahydrofolate dehydrogenase (NADP+) activity. Bases 1 to 1020 code for a protein of 339 amino acids.